UUGGGUACAAACAAGAUUAUUCGUUUCUUCUUCCAGGAAAAAUUACCACUUUCGAGUUUUGGCGCCAGCCUCAUAGUCCUCCUUAAUAAUAAGGACGUAAUCACAGUGUGCAAAGUCGAUAUUCGUUGGCAUUUCCCUUUUCCAAAAAUUCGACACCUCAUUGCUAAGGGUUACGUGGUUUGUGAUUUGCCUUCACAGUUCAAUGUUGAUGUCUUUCGCAACCAAGCGACUAAGUGCAAUACACUGUUAUGUGGUCUGGAGAUGUUGGCAUGCUUACGCCGUGCCAAUCCUUUCCUGGCUCUUAUCAAGAAACAAGAAACCAUCGACUGUGGAAAAAUGGAGUCCAAAAGUCCCUUCCAUGAACUGACUCCAGAUGAGGUUCCAUACAGGAACCCCUUUGUGCAUCGUUUCAGUAUUCCGCCGCUGCGUCGAUUCCAGGUAACUUGUAGCCUACAGACCGUUUUGCUGCCGCUCUUCAACUUCUUUGGACGACUAGUAUUCUUUUUUGCGGGCUUCCAAUGGAUCACCACAAAGGGUACCCGGGCCAGCCCAGAUGAGGCUCCCAUCAUUGUGCUUGCGCCACACUCCUCCUUCUUUGAUUCCCUUCUUGUGGUAGCGCUCGGUCUGCCCUCAGUCGUGGGCAAGACCGAAACAGCCAAUUCCCCCAUUGGAUGCCUAAUUAAAAUGACUCAGCCCAUUUUAGUAAAUCGCGACGACCCCUCCUCUCGACAGAACACCCUGCGGGAAAUUAAUCGGCGUUCGCAGUCCAAUGGCGAAUGGCCCCAGAUUCUCAUCUUCCCUGAGGGCACAUGCACUAAUAGGUCCUGUCUGAUUAAUUACAAACAAGGUACGUCAGUUUCUUCUACCUUCUAUUCAUUGUUCUGCGAAAUUUACUUGCAGUUCAUUCCACAAAACCCGCCUAACUUGUCGUGGGCUGUUUCAGCCGUAUGCUUCCUAAUGAGCCAGCUACAGACUUGUUCACCGUAG
Dibothriocephalus latus is the source of this 987-nucleotide messenger RNA. The record is from the annotation of a GenBank genome assembly. Lineage: Eukaryota; Metazoa; Platyhelminthes; Cestoda; Diphyllobothriidea; Diphyllobothriidae.